Molecule: messenger RNA, 2631 nt
Organism: Pyrus x bretschneideri (Chinese white pear)
Lineage: Eukaryota; Viridiplantae; Streptophyta; Magnoliopsida; Rosales; Rosaceae
Product: CTP synthase
Exons: 22
Coding region: 462-2273 (603 amino acids)
Biological process (GO): CTP biosynthetic process; pyrimidine nucleobase biosynthetic process
Molecular function (GO): CTP synthase activity; identical protein binding
Source: RefSeq, a predicted model, not a curated record
CCAAGGUCGUUUUGCUCCUUAAGCGCUUGGUUUCCACCACCCGCCGCCUGGUGAAACGAGAACAAAGGAGAGGCCUUGGGGGUCUAUCUUGUAUUCCAAAGUCCUCCUUUUCGCGUUUAAACUAACGAUAACCAUACCAAUCUCUCCUCUGUUUCCAUUUUUUCCACAGAAAAAAAGUGCAUAAGAGAAGAAGCAAAAAAGAAAAAGUUGCAUUGCUUUUGCGGUUUUCUCUGGUUUUGGCUUUGGUUUCAUACGCUGUGUAGAUUUUUGGUGAUACCCAGUUGAGUAUUUAUCUGAUAGUUUGUGAACCCACAUCAAAUCCCAGAGGGCAAAGCGUAGGAGAGGACAGAGCCCUUUGUAAACACCGCCAUUGUUAACAAGAUUUUGAUAGCAGCAGUCAGCAGAGAGGUUCCUUUUUUGUGUGUGGAAAAAGAUACAAUUUUUUGACAGAAAUAGACAAAAUGAAGUACGUAUUGGUGACGGGUGGUGUUGUUAGUGGACUCGGAAAAGGGGUCACAGCCAGUAGUAUCGGAUUGAUCCUCCAAGCCUGCGGCCUUCGUGUUACAUCCAUCAAAAUUGAUCCUUACUUAAACACGGAUGCAGGGACAAUGUCUCCUUUUGAGCAUGGGGAGGUGUUUGUCUUAGAUGAUGGUGGUGAGGUGGACCUGGACCUCGGAAACUAUGAGCGGUUUCUAGAUCUGACUUUGACCCGCGAUAACAACAUCACGACUGGAAAAAUUUAUCAGUCUGUUAUUGACAGAGAACGAAAGGGAGAUUAUCUUGGAAAGACUGUCCAGGUUGUUCCACACAUUACAGAUGCCAUCCAAGAGUGGAUUGAGCGUGUGGCAAUGGUACCUGUCGAUGGGAAAGAAGGUCCAGCUGAUGUUUGUGUCAUUGAAUUGGGCGGAACUAUAGGGGAUAUCGAAUCAAUGCCUUUUAUUGAGGCCCUUGGCCAGUUUUCAUAUCGUGUAGGACUUGAAAAUUUCUGCUUGAUUCAUGUCAGUCUUGUGCCAGUUCUCAAUGUUGUUGGUGAACAGAAAACAAAGCCUACACAGCACAGCGUUCGGGUACUCCGAGGACAGGGUUUGACACCUAAUAUUCUAGCUUGUAGGAGUACAAAGCCACUUGAGGAUAACGUUAAAGCAAAACUCGCUCAAUUUUGCCACGUGCCGGCUGAAAAUAUUGUCACUCUUUACGAUGUUCCAAACAUUUGGCACAUUCCUUUGCUUUUAAGAGAUCAGAAUGCGCACAAAGCAAUCUUGAAAGGAUUCAACCUUCUUGGUGUUGCUAGAGAGCCAAAUUUGAGGGAAUGGACAGCCAGGACAGAAACUUCUGCCAAUUUACAUGAUCCUGUCAGAAUUGCUAUGGUUGGAAAAUACACAGGUCUUUCAGAUGCUUACCUCUCUGUUUUAAAGGCUCUUUUACAUGCUUCUGUUGCUUGCCGCCGCAAACUUCUUGUAGAUUGGGUUGCAGCAGGUGACCUUGAAGAUGUUACUGCUGAAGAGGCCCCUGAGGCUUAUAAGGCUGCGUGGGAUCUAUUGAAGGGUGCUGAUGGUGUUCUAGUUCCAGGAGGGUUUGGAGAUAGAGGAGUGCAAGGGAAAAUUCUUGCGGCCAAGUAUGCUCGCGAAAACAAAGUGCCAUACCUUGGCAUAUGCCUGGGAAUGCAAAUUGCUGUCAUUGAGUUUGCACGAUCUGUUCUUGGUAUCGCUGAUGCUAACAGCACAGAAUUUGAUUCUGAAACUACAAGUCCUUGUGUCAUAUUUAUGCCAGAGGGUUCAAAAACUCAUAUGGGAGGAACUAUGCGUCUGGGUUCUAGGAGGACUUACUUCAAGGUUACUGACUGCAAAUCUGCAAAACUGUAUGGUAAUGUGGCGUUUGUUGAUGAACGACAUCGACAUAGAUAUGAGGUCAAUCCUGAUAUGAUAUCGCAACUUGAAAAUGCUGGUUUAUCGUUUGUUGGCAGAGAUGAAACUGGUCGGCGCAUGGAGAUUGUUGAGCUGCCUACCCAUCCAUACUUUGUUGGCGUUCAGUUUCAUCCUGAAUAUAAGUCAAGGCCUGGGAAACCUUCUGCUCUGUUCUUAGGACUAAUAGCAGCAGCAUGCAGGCAUCCAAAUACAAUCCCACAAAUCAAUGGCCAUGUACCAAAGCCAGUUGCAAAUGGGACGAGUAAUGGACACAUGACGGUUAAAGCCCACCAAAAUGGACACGCUUUCAAGCCGUCCAAUGGCUCCCUAAAUGGUGUGUAUAGCAACGGUAAUGGCGUCCACUUUUGAGAGAAAAGUCGGGAACUGCUUUUGGUAGGUGUCGGUUAUGUGUACAGACGCUGAGUAUGGGUAGAUGGCGUAGUGCUAGAGGGCUUGUCUUGGGGAGGAAGCUGGAUUUUGAGUUUUUGAAUGACACAGCUGGUAACUCCAAAGAAGAUUUGGCUUGAAGUUUGAUGUUGCUCCAUGGAACUCUUCUUUGUUUUUUUUGUUUUCUUUCAAUAUAUGUGAGGACUAUUGACAGUGUUGGCCUUGGCAAAAGAGUUUAAGGGCAACAUUUUCAGUUUUCAAUAUAUGUUUUUAAAGAAUUAACUUGUUUUGUUUAAUCUGAAUAAUUAUUAAGACCAAAGAGCUGUGUUCCCCGGUGAUA